Messenger RNA from Cornus florida, 1771 nucleotides. Its product is annotated as receptor-like serine/threonine-protein kinase At1g78530. The transcript has 7 exons. Gene Ontology annotation, molecular function: ATP binding; protein kinase activity. The record is from RefSeq and is a predicted model, not a curated record. NCBI's taxonomy places the organism in Eukaryota, Viridiplantae, Streptophyta, Magnoliopsida, Cornales, Cornaceae. Bases 523 to 1587 code for a protein of 354 amino acids. Gene Ontology annotation, biological process: protein phosphorylation.
GAGGUGACUCAGUUGUCAACAAAAGCGGACAGACUAAGUUCGGUUGAGAUGUCCUUCUUUCUGUACAGUUAAGGGAAUCAAAUUAUCAAUGAUGAAAAGCACGGAAUUCAAAAAGCUACUUAUACCUGAAGAGACAGCUUUCUUCUUAUAACAAAUUCUCUGUUUCAUUAGUUUCUUUCACACACACUGACACACACAAACACACACAUAUGCACUAAGCUUUACUCCAUGUGGGAGUCUGAUGGGGUUUUCACGAGAAGACUAUUAUUUGGCACCGUGGUGUCGGCUGCUUUUCUUCACUCACCAAUUUCUGUUCUAUGAUUAACUUCCACAUCUGACCGGCUUGAAGGAAAAUUGGAGCCAAAAACUACAGUAGCGUAAGAGUUAUCUUUCCUAGAAGCUACAAUCAACCCAAGAAAAGAAGAUCAUUCUGGAAGUGAUUCUUAAAUCAGACAGAUCCUUAAUUCAGAAUCCACUCCGAUAUUUGAGUACAUUAAUUGGCCGUUUAUCUUGUAGAAUAAGAUGGGCAAUACUCGGAUUUUAGCGUUCUACAUCACAGUAUGCAUUGUCGCUUUUGUUAUUUCAAAAAUUACCAUAGCAGUCCUCGUCUAUCGGCGAUGGCAAAGAAAGCACAUGGUUGUUCAAGACGGUUUAUCUGGUGGAAAGCUGGUGAUGUUCAGGUCACCAAAGAAGAAAACUUUACAAUCUGAUACUUUCUUGAAGAAGACGAUGAAACUGAGUAACAAAGACAUCAUCGGAGCGGGAGGCUACGGGACAGUUUAUAAAAUGACAGUAAAUGACUCCAUAUCAUUUGCAGUGAAAAGGCUUAACAGGGGAACUUCAGACAGAGAUCGAGGUUUUGAGAGAGAGUUGGAGGCAAUGGGGGACAUAAAGCAUCGAAACAUUGUUACUCUUCAUGGAUAUUACACUGCUCCUCACUAUAAUCUUCUUAUCUACGAGCUAAUGCCUAAUGGAAGUUUGGACGCAGUGCUCCAUGGAAGAUCAGUGGACAAGAAGGCUCUGGAUUGGCCUUCAAGAUACAAAAUAGCGGUAGGCGCCGCUAGGGGAAUAUCGUACCUUCAUCAUGAUUGCAUCCCUCACAUAAUCCAUAGGGAUAUUAAGUCAAGCAACAUACUGCUGGAUAAAAAUAUGGAGGCUCGAGUGUCUGAUUUUGGACUAGCCACACUCAUGGAACCAGACAAGACUCAUGUUUCUACGUUUGUUGCAGGAACAUUUGGAUACUUAGCUCCUGAAUAUUUUGACACCGGGAGAGCAACAGCAAAAGGAGAUGUUUACAGCUUUGGUGUUGUUUUACUCGAGUUAUUAACAGGGAAGAAGCCAACAGAUGAGGCAUUUAUCGAGGAAGGAACCAAGCUUGUGACAUGGGUGAAAGCAGUUGUCCAAGAGAAAAGAGAAGAGUACGUGCUUGAUAGUAGCUUACAAUGUUGUCCUGUUGAAGAAAUUAACCAUAUGUUCAGUAUUGCAUUAAUGUGCCUUGAGCCAGAGGCAUCCAAAAGACCUACUAUGGCUGAGGUUCUCAAGAUGCUUGAACAAAUCAAAACAGAAGAAGUUCUAUCAAAUUCUUGAUCUUUUUUAGAACAGAACAUACUUGUUAUAUUUACUUUUAAUCCAUGAAUUUUUUUUCCUGGUCUACAUGGACGGAUACAAAAAAACUUACAGCAACUCAAGUUAAUGCAGCAAAUUCAUGAAUUACUGAAUCUACCUUCAUCGCAAGAAAAAGAAAAACGAUUAAGGAUCUAACUUGUCACGG